UAUUUCUCUGGUCUCCUGCCCUGCUGCUCUCUGCCCUGGGCUUCAAGCUCAAAAGUAUCAAUGAUGGCAUUCUCGAGUAGGGCACACCAUCCCUCUGUCAUCCCAAAGAAUGAAGAAGUGUCCCAGACAGCGCUGAGCAGUGUCCACCAGCCUGAUGGCAACGAAGAUGAGAGGGCUGUGUCCAAACUGCAGCGCAGGCACAGUGACAUCAAAGUCUAUAAAGAGUUCUGCGACUUUUAUGCAAAAUUUAAUAUGGCCAAUGCCCUUGCCAAUGCUGCCUGUGAGCGCUGCAAGGGAGGUUUUGCACCCGCUGAGAAGAUUGUAAACAGUAAUGGCGAGUUGUACCAUGAGCAGUGUUUUGUGUGUGCUCAGUGCUUCCAGCAGUUCCCAGAAGGACUUUUCUAUGAGUUUGAAGGAAGGAAGUACUGUGAACAUGAUUUUCAGAUGCUCUUUGCACCUUGCUGUCAUCAGUGUGGUGAGUUCAUCAUUGGCCGAGUUAUCAAAGCAAUGAACAACAGCUGGCACCCUGAGUGCUUCUGCUGCGACCUCUGCCAGCAAGUCCUGGCAGACAUCGGGUUUGUCAAGAAUGCUGGCAGACAUCUGUGUCGCCCCUGUCAUAAUCGUGAGAAAGCCAGGGGCCUUGGAAAAUACAUCUGCCAGAAAUGCCACGCCAUCAUUGAUGAACAGCCUUUGAUUUUCAAGAAUGACCCUUACCAUCCAGACCAUUUCAACUGUGCCAACUGCGGAAAGGAGCUGACUGCUGAUGCCCGGGAGCUGAAAGGAGAACUGUAUUGCUUGCCAUGCCAUGACAAAAUGGGAGUUCCCAUAUGUGGCGCUUGUCGGAGGCCCAUUGAAGGGCGCGUGGUAAAUGCCAUGGGCAAACAGUGGCAUGUGGAGCAUUUUGUUUGUGCCAAGUGUGAAAAACCAUUUCUUGGACAUCGCCAUUAUGAAAGGAAGGGCCUGGCAUAUUGUGAAACCCACUAUAACCAGCUAUUUGGUGAUGUUUGUUUCCACUGCAACCGUGUUAUAGAAGGUGAUGUGGUCUCUGCUCUUAAUAAGGCCUGGUGUGUGAACUGUUUUGCCUGUUCUACCUGCAAUACUAAAUUAACACUCAAGAAUAAAUUUGUGGAGUUUGAUAUGAAACCAGUCUGUAAGAAGUGCUAUGAGAAGUUUCCGUUGGAACUGAAGAAAAGACUUAAGAAACUAGCUGAGACCUUAGGAAGGAAAUAACUUCCUUUAUUUUACUUUUUUCUAUUCUCUGCAAAGAUAAGAGAGUACCAACAUUAUUGACCUGAUCCACCCUAUUUAAACCUGUUUCAGAAUAAUUGAGUGAAGAGGACCUAUAAGAAUGGUUUUCUUCAUCUCCUUUUUCUCAUUAAAAAAGAAAAAAUGUUUGUGUCAUCAUAUUUAAAAUAGAUGCAAUCAAGAUUUGCCUUUGUUAAGAACAUUUACCAAUUUAUUAAAAUGAAGAUUAUACUUCAUAGCAAAAAAAGCAUGCUUAAAUGUUAAAUUUUAAUUAAGGUCCAAAAAUUUAACUGCAACUUUUUUUGCCAUUACCACUGAAAUCACCACACUGUUGUCCAUAAUUCCUUUUUCCUUUUUGUUCUCUACAACUUUUGUUUUUAGUUACCUUUUUAAAGUCAAAUACAGCUUUAAAAAAUGAAAGUAUGGAGUCAGAUUUUACAUUACUCAGAUGAAAAAAUAUAAACAUUAUUGCAUUUUGUACUCAAAAGAAAAUUAAUUCCAAUUGCUAUUGGGGAGUAUACAAGUAAGAAAAAUAACCAAGAAAAACAAGUCUUAAUGGAAUCUUAGUAUGUUUAUCAAACUGAUGGCUUUAAAAUGAAUAUACACGCUGCCACGAAUCAAGUGUUUUCAGAACUACUUCAUUUGAUUUUUUUGUUGUCAUAGUUGUUAAAUGCAAUUAUGCUAAUGUAUUAUGCUUAGUUUUUUCAAAUUAUGCUUAGUUUUGUAUUUUGUUUUCCUUGUGAACUUCUUUCUUUAUACAGUUAACACAGUAGUUAUAGCUAGCUAAUAUAAGUUUGCCUUUUUAAAAAUUUGUGCAAAAGUUUAUUUGAAAUUACAGUAAAAUUUGCAGUAUUGGAAAAAUGAAAGUUUUUGUAUGUAUCACAGCAAUUAUGCUUCUAAGCUUAAUGUCAAAGAGUAGUUGUAGAAUAGGACAUGAAAUUACAUUUUAUGUGGCUUGGACUGUAUGAGUUAAAAAAGUAAAUAUAUAUGUUUUGGUCAUAUUGCCUUUAUAAUCAAGUUAAAUCUUUGCUUUAGACAUAAAUUUGCCUUGCCUUAGAAAAACACAUAAUUUAAUUAGGAAUUCUAGCUGUUCUAUAUAGUACCAACUAAAAAUAAAUGAAUUGGUUAGGAUUUAUAAACUCAGAUUCAUUUACCACAGCUAUGAUUAUAUUUUUUAAAUUUUUUAUCCCUUUUUGGGAAACAUUAAAAUUAACUUCUGCUGUCUUAUUAGAAGAGAAUGAUGUUGAUAAAUGUUUCAAGUUUUUCAUUUCAGAUCUAAUAAUUAAUUGGAUUUUAUUUGUUGUAAGAUGCAUAAGCUGCACUUUUAAAUUAGAAAGGGAUGUUUCAACUUUAGGUCAAAAACAGUGAAUUACUCUACUUCAUAAAACAUUUUAUUCUGAAGUUCCUGGAUCAUUCUUUCUUAAUAAAAUUGUACGCAAAGCAUUUAGUCAUGAACAUUAUUUGAAUGUUGCAGCUGUUGUGUUAUCAUUUAAAAGAAAGUUACCAAGAUGGACUUUUAAGGGGAAAAUUACUGUUUUUCCAAAAAUUACUAAAAUAUUGUUUUGCCAUUAAAUACAUUAUCUCAGAAUGCUACUACUCUGCCAUUAAAACAUUUCUAUGCAUGUAUUAAAAAGUGUAUGUAUGCACUUUACAGGGUAAAUCCUAUUUCAGGUUUCAGACAACUUAUAACCACUAACUUAUUUUUAGUGUUCUUUAGAGCUGAAAGAAUCACAAAUGAUUGAAAAUAAUUAAGUAUAUAGUUUAAGAUGGCAUGUGUUCAGAAGUUUAAAAUAGUCUUUGCAUUUGACAGUAAGAAUAAAACUCCCUCCAGUGUGCCUUUUUCAGCUAAUUUAUGACCAGCAAUGAAAACCUUAAAUGUAUUUAUUAAAUAUUAUAUGUAGAUAUAGGCAAAAUAGUACAGAGUUUGCAAUAGGGUCUUGAUGCUAAAUUCUAAAAUACUUCUAUACCAGAAAUACAAAGCAGAAAAGCAAGCAUAUACAUAUACAUAUACAUCCUAUAUUCUUAAUCACUUCGAAGAUGCAUGGACUGAACUUAGCUGCUUUGUUUGUGUACCUUACACAGCCAGGCCUCCUCAGUGCUCUCUUUGCUUACUCUUCUUUUUAAAUAUAAGAUAAUAUUUCCUGGAAGUUCAACUUGUUAGGGUAUUUUAUCUUAAUAAGGCUAUCAUUGGAGCCCUUACAUGGGAAGUAGGAAAAAGUUGAAAAACUGUAUUGGUAUAGAAGACAAACUUGGUUUAGUUCAUAAUAUUUUCUGUGGGUCUUUUCAUAGCUGUAAAAAACUCAGGCUAGUAAGUAUCUCUUUGCUUAAAGUCCAACAAGGCAGUUUUAAAUAAUUUAUUGUUUUUACCAAAUUUCUAAGGGCUCUUUUUCUUAUCAAGCCUAGUUUAAUUGGAGGAAAUGUCUGGAAACAAAUAAAACAUUCUUUAGAUCAUAUUGUAAGCCUUAUUAUUAACAUUGUACCCAAAAUGAUAGGUCAUUUUGCCUCACUUAUUUGCCAAAAUAGCCAUUUCUAAGUUCAGGAAAUUUCAGUGUAAGCUAACAGCAUUCUUAUUGUAUUUCAUUUUAGAUUGUAAGCUCAAUGUCAGGGACACUAUAUUGCUAAUUAUGUUUUUAUAUAGCAGCCUUUGCAUUAUACUCUUGGUACUUAAUAAAUGUUCAUAAUUAAUAACA
Artibeus jamaicensis (Jamaican fruit-eating bat) is the source of this 3935-nucleotide messenger RNA. It is a transcript of the gene LIMS1, whose product is annotated as LIM zinc finger domain containing 1. Gene Ontology annotation, biological process: cell-cell adhesion; positive regulation of integrin-mediated signaling pathway; positive regulation of substrate adhesion-dependent cell spreading. Bases 61 to 1230 code for a protein of 389 amino acids. NCBI's taxonomy places the organism in Eukaryota, Metazoa, Chordata, Mammalia, Chiroptera, Phyllostomidae. The transcript is spliced from 10 exons. Gene Ontology annotation, cellular component: cell-cell junction; focal adhesion; cytoplasm. The record is from RefSeq and is a predicted model, not a curated record.